ACCGCAGUUUUUAUAUUAUUUUAUAUUAUUAUAUUAUUAUUAUUAUUAUUCACGUAGAUUAAAACGACCAAAAGUCUUGGUUAAAGAUGUUGGGUUCAAGCUUUGCUGGACGUGUUUUUUAAUGUUAAAUAUUACGACACAUGAUGAUGUUGACAGAAAUUCCGACUUGCUGCUGAAGCCGUUUUGUUCUAGAAAAUAAAGAGAAAGAUUCAACUAUUCUCCAACCCGGUAUCUCUGGCAGCUUCAAAACAACAUCAUGACUUGGGUCCAGAUUGAACCGUUACCGAAUCCGGUAAAAAAUAUAAAUUAAUAAUAAUAAUAAUAAUGAAAAUAAUAAUAAUGAUGAAAGAAGAAAAAAAAUAGUUUGAUUGAACCGUUACCGAAUCCGGUAAAAAAUAAUAAAAAAAAAAAUAAUAAUGAAAAUAAUAAUAAUGAUGAAAGAAGAAAAAAAAAAUAGUUAAAAAAAAUAUUUUUAGUUUUUUCUUCCGCGACGCAGGAAGACUGUUUCCCUAGAAACCGUUUACAUCGUUCGCACUUCCGGGUGUUGCCUGCUCUGACUCACGCGCAUAUUUUUAUCGCCGCUGCAGCAGCACCUUCGGCAUCCCGGAUGCUCACCAGCAGCAUCGGGUUUAGAUGUCUUUUAGAUGUCGAGUAGCAACCAAGACAGGACGGCCGAGAAUAAAAGCGCUGCUGAAACACACAACUCUGAAGAUUUUGUAUCGUUACACCCACGUCUCUCUACUGUUGCUUUUUUUCCCCUCCUUCACAUUUUAAAUGAAUCUUGUAAGAUUUAUGAACAACAGAGUUCCGUCCAAUAAGAGGUAUCAACCCACAGACUAUGAACAUGCUGCAAACUGUGCUACACACGCGCUGUGGGUAAUCCCCAGCCUAUUGGGCAGCUCUGUGCUGCACUUCCUGUCUGAGGACCAAUGGGAGCGCGUCUCAGCCUGGCUCUAUGGGGCGGGGCUCACCUCCCUCUUCCUCAUCUCUACUCUGUUCCACACGGUGACCUGGAAGAAAAGCCACCUACGGUCUGUGGAGCACUGUUUCCACAUGUGUGACAGAAUGGUGAUCUAUUUCUUCAUAGCAGCCUCCUACGCCCCCUGGUUGAACCUGCGGGAGCUGGGACCCUGGACCUGUCACAUGAGGUGGUUGGUCUGGGUGAUGGCCUCUGUCGGAACCACGUACGUCUUCUUCUUCCACGAGAGGUAUAAGUUGAUGGAACUGAUCUGUUAUACAGUGAUGGGAGUGUUCCCAGCCUUGGUCAUCCUGUCAAUGGACAUGGCCUCUCCUGCCCUUCGCCCCUCUGAUGUCCUUUAUUCUGACAGCAGCAGAAAGCCCUUUACAACCACUGCCCUGACAGCAGGAGAAAGCCCUUCCCAACCACUGAUCUGACAGCAGGAGAAAGCCCUUCCCAACCACUGCCCUGACAGCAGGGGAAAGCCGUCCCAACCACUGAUCUGACAGCAGGAGAAAGCCCUUUACAACCACUGCCCUGACAGCAGGAGAAAGCCCUUCCCAACCACUGAUCUGACAGCAGGAGAAAGCCCUUCCCAACCACUGCCCUGACAGCAGGAGAAAGCCCUUCCCUCCUGACCCUGACACAGUGACCCCACCGACCUCACACUGCUGUGUUUUAUAGCACAGUGACCACAGUGACCCCCCCGACCUCGGACUUCUGUGUUUACACAGACAGUAUUGUAACACGGAUGUAACACUAAAACACAUAGGCCUAUGUAACAUGUAUGUAACAUGUAUGUGCUCUGCUGUAGGAGCACACUAUCCUGUAGUAUUCUGAGCCCCCCCCCCCCCCCAAAACCCCCGGCCCCCUUGCCCCUCAAGAUUCAGAAAUGGCACCCUAUUCCCAAUAUAGCGCACUACUUUCUUUUGAUAUGCGGGAGAACCCCUGAGUUAGAAUCUCCGCCUGUCGCAGAACCCUCGCUCUGUUGCUAUGGCGAUGCCCUAAAUGAGCUAGGGUACCAGAACCCCGCCCCUCCUUCCCUCCACUGCUCUCUAGAAUAGAUACCUCGUCUCCUCUGUCGCGUCUUGUUGUUUCUUCUCCUCUCCGUGGUUAAACCGGCGUUCCUGAUUCAUGUGGUUAAUAUGUUGUUGUUGUUGUUGUUGUUGUUGUUGUUGUUGUUGUUGUUGUUGUUGUUGUUGUUGUUGUUGUUGUUGUGUUUCCGAUUUGUUGUUAUUAUUCUAUUUCAGCAUCGCUCUUUAAACGAUGAGUCAGUUUGUGAAUGAACUGGCUGACAACAACUAACCAAUCACACGUCAGACUAGGAGACGUACGCUGACCAAUCACGCGUCAGACUAGGAGACGUACGCUGACCAAUCACACGUCAGACUAGGAGACGUACGCUGACCAAUCACUUGUCAGACUAGGAGACGUACGCUGACCAAUCACGCGUCAGAAUAGGAGACGUACGCAGACCAAUCACGUGUCAGAAUAGGAGACGUACGCUGACCAAUCACGCGUCAGAAUAGGAGAUGUACGCUGACCAAUCACACGUCAGAAUAGGAGACGUACGCAGACCAAUCACUUGUCAGACUAGGAGACGUACGCUGACCAAUCACGUGUCAGAAUAGGAGACGUACGCUGACCAAUCACACGUCAGACUAGGAGACGUACGCAGACCAAUCACGCGUCAGACUAGGAGACAUACGCAGACCAAUCACACGUCAGACUAGGAGACAUACGCUGACCAAUCACGCGUCAGACUAGGAGACAUACGCUGACCAAUCACGUGUCAGAAUAGGAGACGUACGCUGACCAAUCACGUGUCAGAAUAGGAGACUGGUUGAAUAGGAAACUGGUUGAUCACCAGUUUGGGAUGGUAUAGACUGCUCUUAAUGCUGCAGUCUGUAAUUUAGCUCGUCCCCCUUGUGGCCACAGGACGAAAUGCACAAACAAUCAACACUCAAAACUAAACAUAUUAAGCCAAUCGAUGUAUAGACUCGUGAAGAACCUCUGUUUACAAACAAUGGUUGGUUUCAGAGUGUCAGUAGGGAGCAGGACUAACAGAGUGUUCUACUGCCACAAACCGACUGGUGUUCUCCAGCCCUUAUAACGGACGGUUAUUACACUUCGUAGACGGGUCAUAGAGGUGUCAUAGACAGACCAUAGACAGGUCAUAGAGGUGUCAUAGACAGGUCAUAGAGGUGUCAUAGACAGGUCAUAGAGGUGUCAUAGACAGACCAUAGACAGGUCAUAGAGGUGUCAUAGACAGACCAUAGAGGUGUCAUAGACAGGUCAUAGAGGUGUCAUAGACAGGUCAUAGAGGUGUCAUAGACAGGUCAUAGAGGUGUCAAAGACAGGUCAUAGAGGUGUCAUAGACAGACCAUAGACAGGUCAUAGAGGUGUCAUAGACAGGUCAUAGAGGUGUCAUAGACAGGUCAUAGAGGUGUCAUAGACAGAUCAUAGAUAGGUUAUAGACAGGUCAUAGAGGUGUCAUAGACUGUUCAUAGACAGGUCAUAGACAGGUCAUAGAGGUGUCAUAGAGUUGUCAUCGAUAGAGCUACCAUACGUUUGUCAGAUCUGUAUUAUGUAUCUCAUAGAUCAGCCAUGUUUUAGAGCAUAUAGACAGGUUAACAUGUUACAGAACUGUAAAAGACUUGUUAUGAACAGGUAAUAACUGGUCUACGGCACUGAGAGUCUGUUUAAUAAGGGUAGUCAGUCUCUCUACUGCCACAACACCACACCUGUUAUACCAUGACAUAAGUAUGUUAUAAACAUGUUAUAAAUAUUUAAUAAGGGUAGUCACUCUCUCUACUGCCACAACACCACAUCUGUUAUACCAUGACAUAAGUAUGUUAUAAACAUGUUAUAAAUAUUUAGUAAGGGUUGUCAGUCUCUCUACUGCCACAACACCACAUCUGUUAUACCUUGACAUAAGUAUGUUAUAAACAUGUUAUAGAUGUUUAAUAAGGGUAGUAGUCAGUCUCUCUACUGCCACAACACCACACCUGUUAUACCAUGACAUAAGUAUGUUAUAAACAUGUUAUAAAUAUUUAAUAAGGGUAGUCAGUCUCUCUACUGCCACAACACCACACCUGUUAUACCAUGACAUAAGUAUGUUAUAAACAUGUUAUAAAUAUUUAAUAAGGGUAGUCAGUCUCUCUACUGCCACAACACCACACCUGUUAUACCAUGACAUAAGUAUGUUAUAAACAUGUUAUAGAUGUUUAAUAAGGGUAGUCACUCUCUCUACUGCCACAACACUGCCUCAGACGUUGCCAUGGAUGUGUUUUCUAAUGUAAAUAAGUCACUCCCACUUUCUACACCGAACCACGGGCCUUUAUAAACCCUCUUCACCCUCUUCAUAGGAGCUCUAUAACAGCCUGCAUUACUACUCCAUACGUAGUGGUUAUAAGUGUUUAUAAUGCUAUAAGUGUUUCUGUGGAGCUGGUCAUUGGGCUGGACUACCAUCUACAGAGAGCAGGGUUUUGUUUCCACCAAGCAGUAACACACCUGACGAUUCUACUUGUCAAAAUGUUUGAUUUAAUAUUACUGUGAUGAUGAUGAUGAUGAUGAUGAUGAUGAUGAUGAUGUGUUUUCUAUGUGUCUGUUAUUUUAAUAACAAGGUUUUAUAUCAGUGAGA
Molecule: messenger RNA, 4601 nt
Organism: Oncorhynchus gorbuscha (pink salmon)
Lineage: Eukaryota; Metazoa; Chordata; Actinopteri; Salmoniformes; Salmonidae
Product: monocyte to macrophage differentiation factor 2-like
Exons: 7
Coding region: 775-1395 (206 amino acids)
Cellular component (GO): membrane
Molecular function (GO): pore-forming activity
Source: RefSeq, a predicted model, not a curated record